This is a messenger RNA of Calliphora vicina (urban bluebottle blowfly), 6541 nucleotides long. RefSeq names its product TATA-box binding protein associated factor 1 (gene Taf1). Gene Ontology annotation, biological process: DNA-templated transcription initiation; transcription by RNA polymerase II; RNA polymerase II preinitiation complex assembly. Gene Ontology annotation, molecular function: RNA polymerase II general transcription initiation factor activity; DNA binding; histone acetyltransferase activity. The transcript has 13 exons. Lineage: Eukaryota; Metazoa; Arthropoda; Insecta; Diptera; Calliphoridae. The record is from RefSeq and is a predicted model, not a curated record. Gene Ontology annotation, cellular component: transcription factor TFIID complex. The coding region runs from base 124 to 6447 and encodes 2107 amino acids.
AAAACAGUAAAAUUUGUUAAAAAAUCUUAGUAUUUAACCUAAAUAACGACAAAAUACCUGCAAAGUUUUGAGACUCCACCACAGGCAAAAAGAUAAACAAGAAGAAGCAAUAAUAUUAAAAGUAUGGAUACCGACAGUGAUGAUGAUGGCUCCAUCAUUGGCAAUGAGGAUGGCGGUAGCCAAAGUAGUCAACAAGGAGGCGAAGGUGGCUUUGGAAUGGAUUUAACGGGAAUUCUUUUUGGUAAUAUCGAUUCGGAGGGUAAAUUAAUGGAUGAUGAUGGUGGCGGAGCCUUUGAUUCAGAAUUUAGAGAACAUUUGGGUUCAUUGGCCAAAAUGGGUUUACAUUCGAUGUUAAAUGAAGUAAUAGAAAGGGAAGACGUGGAUGACGAAGAGGAUGAGGAAACGGAAGAAAAACAUAAGGAAGUGGAAGAAACCAAAAAGCCAUUGAGUGAUUUUGAUGCUUUAAAGUCGGGUCUUUUAGAUCCUAAAAGUGAACAAGAAGAUGAAAAUGGUGAAAUUAUUAAAGAUGCUGAUGCCGUGGAUUAUUCGGAUAUAACAGAGUUAUCGGAAGAUUGCCCCAAGACUCCUCCAACACAGAAAUCGGAGGAUAAGGAAGGAUCUUCUAAUGGUAUGCAAGAUUUAGAAGAAGCUAUACCGGCUUCAACUGUUCAAGCUAUUAACAAAGAUGAUAAGGAAUUAAUGCCUCCUCCCAGCAUACCCUUACGGAAUAAUAUACAAGAUCUGCCGGGCAAGAGUGGUUCGGAUAGUGGGAUGGAUUCUGAUACAAAACACGAGAAAGCGGCGGAACGUAAAUUAGAUACACCCUUGGCUGACAUGCUGCCCUCUAAAUAUGCCAAUGUAGAUGUGCGUGAAUUGUUUCCGGAUUUUAGGCCUGAUAAAGUUUUAAGAUUCUCCCGCCUGUUUGGACCAGGAAAACCUUCAAGCCUGCCACAGAUUUGGCGUCAUGUUAAGAAGAGAAGACGCAAGCGUAAACAGUCUCGUGAUCACAAGCUUCACAAUCCAGGCUCAGAUUCUACAAGCGAUUCGGAAGAACCACGCAAAAAAGGUUUCGGUUUACAUUACGGCCCUGAACCGAAACCAUCACACUGCCAAUCCGAUGAUGAGGAUAAACUAUUGAGCAUUUUUAAUGAUGAAGACAUUAAGCAGGAACCUGAAAGUGGUGACAAUAAUGAAAACAAACCAAAAAUAGCCGAUUGGCGUUAUGGUCCAGCCCAAAUUUGGUACGAUAUGUUAGAGGUACCCGAUUCAGGAGAUGGUUUUAAUUACGGUUUCAAGGUACGGCACGAACACAAGAAUGCAAAAUCUAUGCAACACAUUAAAAGGGAAGAACCUAAAGAGGAAAUUAAAGAAGAGCACCUGGCAGAUGAUGCGUUUCUUAUGGUCUCUCAGCUGCACUGGGAAGAUGAAGUGGUUUGGGAUGGAAAUGAAAUUAAAGCAAAAGUGCUACAAAAGUUAAAUUCAAAAACGAAUGCUGCUGGUUGGUUGCCAUCAAGUGGUUCUAGAGCAUUUACACCAGCUGGCAAAACUUUGCCAGUGACCGGAUCAACAAGUGGCAAAAUAACGGGUUCGAGUAGUAGUUCAUCUAGCAAACAAAAAUCAAAUCAAAACUUACCCACAAAACCGCCCGAAGCUGUUGACGACACUUGGUAUAGUAUUUUCCCGGUAGAAAAUGAAGAAUUAAUCUAUAGCAAGUGGGAAGAUGAGAUUAUUUGGGAUGCCGAAGAAAUGACCAAAAUACCUAAACCUAAAGUAUUAACUUUAGAUCCAAAUGAUGAGAAUAUUAUUUUGGGUAUACCCGAUGAUAUCGAUCCUUCCAAAAUUAAUAAGAACACAGGACCACCACCCAAAAUUAAAAUACCACAUCCUCAUGUUAAAAAAUCAAAAAUUUUACUGGGUAAAGCUGGAGUUAUUAAUGUAUUGGCUGAAGAUACACCGCCACCACCACCGAAAUCUCCUGAUAGAGAUCCGUUUAAUAUAUCCAAUGACAGUUAUUACAUGCCGAAGGCAGAGCCAACGUUACGCUUGAAAGUGGGUGGUGGCAGUUUAAUCCAACACUCAACACCAGUAGUCGAAUUGAGAUCACCAUUUAUUCCCACACACAUGGGACCUAUUAAAUUAAGAGCAUUUCAUCGUCCUCCUCUUAAGAAAUAUUCCUAUGGUCCGAUUUCCCAGUCUGUUUCGCAUUCGGUAUUGCCUUUGUUGAAACACAUCUUUAAAAAGGCUAAACAACGUGAUGCCGAACGUAUUGCAUCGGGUGGUGGUGAUGUUUUCUUUAUGCGUAACCCCGAAGAUUUGAGCGGCAAAGAUGGCGAUAUUAUAUUGGCGGAAUUCUGUGAAGAACAUCCACCCUUAAUGAAUCAAGUGGGUAUGUGUUCGAAAAUAAAAAAUUACUACAAACGUAAAGCUACCAAGGAUAAUGCUCCUCAAGACUUUAAAUAUGGUGAAACUGCCAUUGCACAUACCAGUCCAUUUUUGGGUAUUUUGCAUCCCGGUCAAUGUAUACAGGCUCUCGAGAAUAACAUGUAUAGGGCACCCAUUUAUCCGCACAGUGUAAGUAACACAGACUUUUUGGUCAUACGCACUCGCAACAACUACUGGAUACGUGAAUACAAUGCCAUAUUUACAGUGGGUCAAGAAUGUCCGCUGUAUGAAGUGCCAGGUCCCAACUCAAAAAGAGCCAAUAACUUUACUAGGGACUUCUUGCAAGUGUUCAUUUAUCGUUUGUUUUGGAAGAGUGCCGAUAAUCCGAGACGCAUACGAAUGGAUGAUAUUAAACGAGCAUUCCCCGCCCACUCUGAAAGUAGUAUACGCAAGAGACUGAAACAGUGCGCCGACUUUAAGCGUACUGGUAUGGAUUCAAAUUGGUGGGUUAUUAAACCCGAAUUUCGUUUACCUUCCGAAGAAGAAAUCCGAGCUAUGGUAUCUCCCGAACAGUGCUGUGCGUAUUUCAGUAUGAUAGCGGCCGAACAGAGAUUAAAGGAUGCUGGUUACGGUGAAAAAUUCUUAUUUGCACCUCAAGAAGAUGAUGAUGAAGAGGCUCAGCUGAAGCUUGAUGAUGAAGUUAAAGUUGCACCUUGGAAUACAACACGAGCUUAUAUACAGGCCAUGCGAGGUAAAUGUUUAUUACAACUUACAGGACCUGCUGAUCCGACUGGUUGUGGUGAAGGCUUUUCAUACGUAAGGGUACCAAAUAAGCCAACGCAAACGAAAGAAGAACAAGAAUCCCAACCAAAACGUACGGUUACCGGUACCGAUGCUGAUUUACGUCGUCUACCUUUGCAACGAGCUAAAGAACUGCUCCGUAAAUUCAAAGUACCCGAAGAGGAAAUCAAAAAACUCUCAAGAUGGGAAGUCAUUGAUGUAGUACGUACAUUGUCAACGGAAAAGGCUAAGGCUGGUGAACAAGGCAUGGAUAAGUUCUCCAGAGGUAAUCGGUUUUCAAUAGCCGAACAUCAAGAACGUUAUAAGGAAGAAUGUCAGCGUAUAUUCGAUUUACAAAAUCGUGUUUUGGCCAGUUCGGAAGUUCUGUCAACAGACGAAGAUGAAUCGUCGGCCUCAGAAGAGUCAGAUUUAGAGGAAUUGGGAAAAAAUCUAGAAAACAUGUUGUCGAAUAAAAAGACUUCUACUCAGCUGACAAUGGAAAGAGAAGAACAGGAAAGACAAGAAUUACUCAAAAAAAUUAUGGAAGAUGAAGAGGGCAACAAAAACAAGGGAGAUAAAAAUAAAGAUGGCAAUAUGGAUAGUCAACAACAAUCCUUGCAAAAUUCAAAUCAAGGUAGAAUAUUGAAAAUUACCAGAACCUUCAAAGAUUCUGAGGGUAAAGAGUAUACCAGGGUGGAAACUGUUAGAAGACAACCUAUUAUAGAUGCCUAUGUCAAAAUUCGUACCACAAAGGAUGAACAGUUUAUAAAACAAUUCGCGACCUUGGACGAACAGCAAAAGGAAGAGAUGAAACGUGAGAAGAGAAGAAUUCAAGAGCAAUUGAGACGUAUUAAACGCAACCAAGAAAGAGAACGUUUGGCUCAAUUGGCUCAAAAUCAAAAAUUACAACCCGGAGGCAUGCCCACAUCUCUGGGUGAUCCAAAAACUUCGCAGAGUUCUUCGCACAAAGAAAGAGACAACAGUCAUAAGGAAGUAAGUCCUUCAAGAAAGAAAUUCAAGUUGAAACCAGAUUUGAAGCUUAAAUGUGGCGCCUGCGGGCAGGUUGGCCAUAUGCGUACCAAUAAGGCUUGUCCCCUAUACACUGGUACUCAAGGUCCGCCAACAUCUUCUUUGAAUAUGUCCAUGAACGAAGACCCAGACGAGGAGCCCGAAAGAGAGGAGAGGGACAGAGAAAGAGAAAGAGAAAGAGAGAAGAACAUUGAAGAGGAUGAUUUGGUUAAUGUUGAUGGUACAAAAGUUACAUUGAGUAGUAAACUAUUAAAACGUCACGAUGAGGGUAGCCGCAAGAAAGCACUGUUGUUGAAAGUUCCCAAAGAUGUUAUGGGUAAAAAGAAGAGAAGAAUGGCCAGUGAUAUACACUGCGAUUAUUUGCAAAGACACAAUAAAACGGCCAAUCGUAGAAGAACAGAUCCAGUGGUCGUAUUGUCUUCCAUACUAGAAGAGAUACUCAAUGAUUUGCGAGCCAUGCCUGAUGUAACACCAUUCAUGUUUCCCGUGAAUGCUAAGUUGGUUCCCGAUUAUUAUCGCAUUGUCAUUAAACCCAUGGAUUUACAAACUAUGCGCGAUAAUAUACGUCAAAAACGCUACCAUAGUCGUGAAGAAUUUCUCGCCGACCUCAAUCAAAUUGUCGAAAAUUCUACUUUAUACAAUGGACCUAAUAGUUCUUUCACCAAUGCAGCGCAACGCAUGUUAAAAAGUUGCUUCGAUCUAUUGGCCGAAAAAGAAGAUAAACUUAUGCGUUUGGAAAAAGCUAUUAAUCCCUUAUUGGAUGAUGACGAUCAGGUGGCUUUAUCAUUUAUAUUCGAAAAAUUGCAUGGCAAAAUUAAACUUAUGCAAGAAAGUUGGCCUUUCCUUAAACCAGUCAACAAGAAACAAGUCAAAGACUAUUAUACGAUUAUAAAGAGACCUAUGGAUUUGGAAAGCAUUGGUAAAAAUGUUGAAGCCCAUCGCUAUCAUUCACGUGGAGAAUUCUUGGGUGACAUUGAAUUGAUAGCUACAAAUUGUGAACAAUACAAUGGCAGUGAAUCUCGCUUUACCAAAAAUGCAAAACAUAUUUUAGAAUAUGCUCGAUCACAGUUAGAUGAGUUUGCUGAACAUUGUACACAAUUAGAACAGAACAUUGCUAAAGUUCAAGAGCGUGCACGAGCCGAUGCAGAACUAGAUGAUACCUGGGGUGGUGAUGAUCAAGACUAUGAUUAUAUGCGAACAAGUCGAUCUAGUACACCCGAAAAUGAUUUCAUUGACGUUGAGGGUAAUGAAAGAGCAUCAACCUCUUCUGCCGCUUCCUUCCAACGCGGCAUUGGCGGUCAUAUAUCACUGACAACCGGACAAACCGCAACAGCACAAACACCAGAUAUGGCUCCACCGGUAGAUAUUAAGCGUGGUCGUGGGCGACCUCGCAAACAACGUGAUACUGUGGAAGAAGUCAAAUUUAAUCCGAAUGCUGUUAAACGUGGUCGUGGUCGUCCCCGUAAGGACAGCCUAGCCUCAAAUAUAAGUAACCCACAUAAUUCCUCCUUUCUGGAAGAAGAUCUGCAAUGUUCCACGGACGAUGAUGAAGAUGGUUUUCAAGAGGUCUCCGAAGAUGAAAAUAAUCCAGCCAGUUUCUUGGAGGGUGAACGCGUUCAUUCUAUGUCAACAGCCGGUGGCAGUGAGGGCGGUUCUGAUCUAAUUGAUGCAGCCCAUAUUAAGACAGAAAUGAAAAUUGAACCAACACAUUUAGGUGGAGAUGAUUCAAUGGAUUUGGAUCCUAACUAUGAUCCAUCCGAUUUUCUAACAAUGCACAGUCGUAUGGGUAACAAUGAAACUAAUCAGCAACAACAAGAUAACAAGAUGUCACAAUUUCUGCAACACGAAGAGGGUCAAAAUGAAAAUAUUCAAACAACACAUGAUAACAAAGCGAACAUGCAUCAAAUGCCGUUAAUGAUGGGUUCAAAUGAUAAUAUGGGCAUUGAUGAUGAUUUAGCGAUAUCUGAAAGUGACGAAGAGGACGAUGGUAAUGUACGUGUUAAAAGGGAACUAUUUACUGAUCAAUUGGAAGACGAUCAGGAACAACAACAGAUGCUGCAACAGCAAUCAAUUAUUGAUAUGCAAAUGCAGCAACAACAGCAGCAACAAGAACAAUUGCCAAUUCAGUCUUAUGUUGAUAUUGACGCCUCAAAAGAAGAUUAUCAACAGCAACAGCAACAGGAACAACACCAUCAGCCCCAAACUCAACCCUCCCAUCACGAUGAUAACAAUGAUGAUGACUGGUUAAGAUUUUAAGAAAUUGUAAUUUUUUAACAUCCCACUUACUUUGAAUGAAGCUUUUGUUAAAGUUAAAAUAAAGUAUGGUUAAAUAUAUAUUUUUUUUUAUAAA